Molecule: messenger RNA, 1419 nt
Organism: Tricharina praecox
Lineage: Eukaryota; Fungi; Ascomycota; Pezizomycetes; Pezizales; Pyronemataceae
Product: protein-tyrosine phosphatase-like protein
Exons: 2
Coding region: 455-1276 (273 amino acids)
Biological process (GO): dephosphorylation
Molecular function (GO): phosphoprotein phosphatase activity
Source: RefSeq, a predicted model, not a curated record
GGUUGGCUCAGUGGGCAACCAUCUCGGAUUCCCGUACCGCAUCGGUAGCCGGGGGACAUCCACACAUUCGUCCGACUGUUCGACGCUUGAUCGAAUACACGCUCGGAGGAUCCAUGAGUGGAGCGGCCGGAAAUAGGCACAGUUAAGGGGAGAUGGCUGAACUCCGCAAUCCGAUCGAUCUCGAUCUUGUGGGAGACGAGCUCGACCGACGACAAAAUAAAACUUGCUUCCGUAACUACCAGUAUCGUCUCGUAUCUCAUCCCGGCAGAAAGAUGGGCCUUGCGCUGACUGAGAACCUGGUGACAAAAGCCCCGGCAGAUUCGGUACGGCGAAUGCUAUCCGAUGACGCCGCCGUCGUACGUCGUACCGUACCCCGCUCAUUCAUGUAUUCCGCAGCGCGUCCUCGAGACUCGAGAGUCGAUAGUCGAGAUCAGCAGCUUCACGCACAAGAAAAAUGGAUCCCACGCUACCUCCCUGGACGCCCCUCCCCUCAAUCCGCAACCUCCGCGACGCUGGCGGAUACGCGACGACUACGCCAGGCACCUCCGUUCGCCGGGGACUCUUGUACCGCUCUGCGGCGCCCCAACAGCUCACCGGCGACGGUGUAGCGACCUUCACCGCGCUCGGGAUAAAAGCCGUCUUUGAUCUGCGCUCGCCCAAGGAAAUCCUCGACCAUCCGGCCAUGCCGCCGCUGGAUUACCUUCCGGACGUUACAUAUACUCCGAUAGCGGUAUUUGCCGGGGGCUGGAGUCCCGAAGCAAUGCUGUUGCGGUACCAGGACUACCUCUCCGGCACGCCGCUGGGCAAUUACAUCCACAUCCUGCGCGCGCUGCCGGGCGCAAUGAAGCCCGUGAUCGCGCACAUCCUUGCCGCCCCCGCCGCCCCGGUGCUGAUUCACUGCUCGGCGGGCAAAGACCGUACGGGCGUGAUGAUCGCGCUGCUGCUCUCGCUCGCGGGCAUGCCCGACCAGGCCGUCGCGGAGGAGUAUGCUCUCACGCAGGUGGCCAUGAGCGUCAUGAUGCAGACGAUGGGUACCAGAGUUAGGGAAAUGGGCGUUUUUAAGACGGUCGAGGCGCAGGGGUUGGCCGUGAGUGAUGAAAUGGUAUGGAAUUUGUUGAGUGCAAGGCCGGAGACUAUGCUGGGCUUGUUGGGCGUCGUUAGAGAGGAGUCCGGUGGCGUUGAGGAGUGGUUCGUGAAGGAGUGUGGGAUGGCGCCGGAUGAGGUUGACAGGUUGAAGGCGGCUUUGAGCGUGGAGGAUGAUGGAGUCGCGAACUGAAAAUACAACGCUUCGCUAUAUGUGGGAAUAUCGUAUGUUUAUCAUGCCGGGCCAAGUGGAUGAGCUCAGGAACGCUCGCUCACUGACAAAGGAAAAAUCUCAUCGCAACCACUAGUCAGAUCGUUCUCACUGCAAAUCUGGGU